CACCGUGAUUAUUGUAUUUGAUGUUUAGUUGUUUAGUCGCAGCUGCUGAAGAGAUUGAAUAUUAUUAUUGACAACAUUGUUAAUGCUACCGUAAUAUUAAAAGAAUAAUGGAUUUGUUUAAUUCUAAAUAUUCAAUUUUAGUGCUCAAAUAAUAGUAAAUAUGGUGCAAACAAUAAGUCAAAUAGAGAAUUUUAAUGAGGAAGUGGAAGGGUCAAAAAAGAAGGAAAAAAGUGGGUGUGCCGGUCUCGGGGUGGGGUACACGCUCAUCUCCACUGCAGCAUUCUCUCUUGCGUCUACAUUAUUAAAGAAAAGUGCCGCGAAAUGGCACCCUUUCACCGUCGGAGUGGUCACAUUUCCAGUCGCGACGAUAUUUUUUAUACCAUUUGUAAUUUAUGGGAUGAUAACUAACCCAAAGUCACUAAAAGUGGGACUGAUUCCCUGGAAGGAGAAUAAAACUUCCUUGUUUUUUGUCGGGGUACGGACUUUCUUGAGUAGCGUGAUCCCAUUCGUGUUAGUUUGGUCGCUGCAAUAUAUUUCUGUUGGGGACAUGCGCACAAUUUUGGCAGCGUCGGUGAUCUCGGUCCAUUUCGUGGGGUGGGCGUGGCUGGGAGAAAAGUGUGGCGUGGUUCCAACUUUAGCAGCGAUUCUAGCCCUAGUUGGAAUCGGAGUUUUAACACGACCACCUAUUCUCAUUGGGAAAGAAGCCUUCGAUCAAAACACAUUGGUGGGUGUCUCGAUCGCGGUCUUGGCGAUGGCGAUGGUCACCCUGAUAAUUGUGGUGGUUCGAUGGCUGCAAUAUGUCCAUCAGGGCGUCCUCAAUCUGAGCUUGUAUGCAUGGGCGACACUGCAAAGUUUGGUGCUGGCACUGAUAUUCAAUACCCUGGAAGAAUUCAACACAAAGGGGACAACUUGGGAGGACAUUGGGGCCAUGGUCGCUAUCGGCGUGUUGUGGGCGAUAGGAAAUUUGUGCUUGGUUCUUGCCCUCCAAAUUGAGGAAGCGGGUAUCGUAGGCUUGAUUCGGACUUCUGAAGUUGUGUUCACGUUCGGAUGGCAGUGGAUUUUGCUUGGUGUUCCGCCAGAUUGGAUUAGCAUGUUAGGUGCCCUGCUUGUCGUAAGUGGAGUGGUGGCAGUUAUUGCAAGAAAAUUGGUUCAGGCCCUGCCAAAGACGAAUGAAGUGCGAAAGUCGUUCAAUUUUUUGCUGAAAUGAUUGGUUAUUUAUUGGACGAAACGCAUAGAUGCAGCAUAACCUGUACAUGCUUACCCGCAUAUCUACAUCUUUGCAUGUGCAUAUGUACAGUUUACAUAUACAAUGCUGCUCAAUAAUGUUAUAAAGCAAAUAAUAAAUAUGUUUGUGUAUCGAGAUCUAAA
Folsomia candida is the source of this 1368-nucleotide messenger RNA. RefSeq names its product solute carrier family 35 member G1. The coding region runs from base 161 to 1207 and encodes 348 amino acids. NCBI's taxonomy places the organism in Eukaryota, Metazoa, Arthropoda, Collembola, Entomobryomorpha, Isotomidae. Gene Ontology annotation, cellular component: membrane. The record is from RefSeq and is a predicted model, not a curated record. The transcript is spliced from 5 exons.